AGGCUGGUCCUGCCGGGGAUUUAAGUGCAUGCUCGUUUUCUGUUGUCGCUCCUUCGGGAUUAUCCUGCUUAAGAGAAAAUGGGAGUAUGGUAAUGUUAAGGUUAAUGUUUCUUAAGGAUAUAUUUGCAGUGCAAAAGUCGAUUAAAAGAAAAGAAGCUCUAAACGUCUUUUAAUUUAGACGUUUGUGACACUUUUAAAAGUAUCACAAAUUAAGGUUUCCUGAGAGCUUUGCACUGUGUUUUGUUAUUAAAAUACAAUCAUGGUUACAUUUUAAAGAUCAUGCAAUAAACGAACGAGAACUGAUGAUCUUGCAGACUUGAAACGUGCUACGUGUGAUUCAUUCUGGCGUUGGUCUCUGUUUGCACCGACGGGAAUUGUUGUGACUAACUGGUUUGUGUAUGGGACAUUUCCAGCCAGGUUUGGAGAUGGAUUAUAUGACUCCUAUAUGAGGAUAGAUCAGAUUAGGUACCAAGAGCCUACAAAUGAAGAACACAGCCCCUCAGGACUUCCUUCCCUUGGAAGAUCUAACGUUUCUAGCAACAAACUUGCGAUGAAGGAUCACCCUCUGACUGGAAGUCAGGUCAAAGUGGAACAAUUAUUUGAAGACUUUGGCAACAGAAGGAGUAGCACUCUUCAGUCUGCAGGGAUUACUGGUUCCGAAAGAUCUCUUCCUUCCCUGACAAAAGAUAAAAGUAUAGAGAGCGUAAGCACUUCUAAAGGUGGUGGUAGUUCCUCAAAAGCACAUAAAGCCAUUUCCCAAGCUCCAGAGCAAGCUGUCAAACAGUACAAACAUCAGUUAUCUGCUUACGAACAGCAAGAGAUAUAUAAUUUUGCUGAAAUUUACUUUGUGGGUCCAGCUGCAAAAAAGAGACAAGGAGUUAUUGGUGGUCCCAACAAUGGAGGGUAUGAUGAUGACCAAGGCAGCUACAUUCAUGUGCCCCAUGACCAUCUUGCCUACCGGUAUGAAGUACUCAAAAUCAUUGGCAAGGGCAGUUUUGGACAAGUUGCUAAAGUCUAUGAUCACAAACUCCACCAACACUUAGCCUUAAAGAUGGUUCGCAAUGAAAAGAGGUUCCAUCGCCAAGCAGCAGAAGAAAUCCGGAUUCUGGAGCAUCUGAAGAAGCAGGAUAAAACGGGCAGUAUGAAUGUUAUUCACAUGCUGGAAAGCUUCACCUUUCGGAACCACAUCUGUAUGACCUUUGAACUCUUGAGUAUGAACCUGUAUGAGCUGAUUAAAAGAAAUAAGUUUCAGGGCUUCAGUAUCCAACUGGUGCGCAAGUUUGCUCACUCUAUACUGCAGUGUUUGGAUGCCCUUUACAGAAACAAAAUCAUACACUGUGACUUGAAGCCGGAAAACAUCCUCCUAAAACAGCAAGGGAGGAGUGGAAUCAAGGUUAUAGAUUUUGGGUCCAGCUGUUUUGAGCACCAAAGAGUCUACACGUAUAUUCAGUCUCGAUUUUAUCGGGCACCAGAGGUAAUUCUGGGAAGUCGCUAUGGGAUGCCCAUAGACAUGUGGAGUUUUGGCUGUAUUCUGGUGGAGCUAUUGACUGGAUAUCCUCUUUUUCCUGGAGAGGAUGAGGGAGACCAACUGGCUUGCAUGAUGGAACUUCUUGGAAUGCCACCCCAGAAGCUUUUGGAUCAAUCCAAGCGAGCCAAGAACUUCAUCAACUCUAAGGGUCAUCCUCGCUACUGCACUGUAACUACGCAUGCAGAUGGAAGAGUGACCCUUAACGGGAGUCGAUCGCGCCGGGGGAAAAUACGAGGCGCUCCAGGGAACAAAGACUGGGUGACGGCACUGAAAGGCUGCGACGAUCCCUUGUUUAUAGAGUUCUUAAAAGAAUGUCUCAGCUGGGAUCCUUCCGCACGCAUGACUCCGAGUCAAGCUUUAAGGCACCCUUGGAUUUGUAAACGAACGCCCAAACCACCCAGCGCUGAUAAAACCUCCAAUAAACGGAUUUCUAGCUAUACAAGCUCUUUCACGGGAAUAGGUUCCAAGUUGCCUCCCGUAGUUGGAGUGGCAAACAAGCUGAGGGCUAAUUUAACAUCCGACUCCAAUGGCAGUAUACCUCUAUGUACUGUGCUACCCAAACUGGUCAGCUAAUAGAGAACUAUGUAUUUCCAGAAUACAUACCUUGUAUUUUAAUUGUUUGUUAAUAAUGUGUAAGGAAGUUAAAUGCAGAGGUUUUUAACGGAUUUACUUUUUACUAGAGGCUAAAUCUUGAAGAUAAAAAGUUCAGUCAAAAUGUACACAUUUAAAGGGCUAACUCUUACCCGGUUUUGCUCACGGCAUGGUGCAUCUGACACUCCUGGGUAGGUCGGCUCAGCUGUCCGGUAAAGCGACAGCGUGGCAGACGUGCUAUUUAACAACACUGUUUUAGUAAAUCAAACUCUUUCUUACCAGGAUGGUUUAACAGAUUCUUUUGCUUAUGGCAGCAAGGGAAAUCGAUCUAAAAUACGCAAUUUCAGUUAAUCUCCAGCUGAACUCUUUUUAUUCUGGGAGAGUUUUUACAUCUAUUGUCAAAGCACAAAUGCGUUCAUGUAAUGCGUUAUGAACUUGCAAAUUGCUAACUUGUAUUUGAAGAAUUUUAUUUCUCUGCGCUGCUUUUCCCUUAUCUAUCCUGACUGAGAUUUUUAAAAAUACCACGUGAUGUAGACACCGAAGGAAUUUGGUGUUGAAAUUUUAUCAUCUGAAUAUUUUUUUUUUUUUCCCCCAAAGGAGCGCAGAAAUGCCAUAAAACACAGGAUAUAUCUGAAUAAAACUCCUAACUUCUGUACCCGUUCUAUUUCCCUUAAAAAUUCUGUGGGAAGCUGGUAGGGGAAUUCAAGAUCAAGACUGGCCCAUCACAAGCGUGGGCCAGUUUGUUCAGGGCUAAUGGUUCAAUUAUACAUUUCUUUGGAGCUCGGAUUUAAGUCAUCGGUUCUGCCAGGUGUGCGUGUGUUUGUUUUCCUGUGGUGUUCCCAAAACAAAAAUGUUGAACUUUAAGAGUUGGUUUAUAUACAUGUCUGAGAUUCUGGUCACUUUAAAAAUGUCUCCUUUUUUUGUGUAGCCUGAAUUCCAUGGAAUUACAUGGAGCUCUUUUAAUAAAAAGCAAAGAUGCCACCCCUCUUAGACAGGUAAAAGUUUUUAAGGCUCAGGACUGUAGCUAGAAAAUGGGGGGCAGGGGGGCACAGCUGAUAGUUGGAAGCAUGCUCUGAAAUCUAAGCAUAAUCUGUGAAAUACCAGGAAAGAUUGAUAGGGUGCAAGAACUGGAGGAUGCAAAACAAAAUACAUUAUGGGAACGAUUGCUUUAUUUCUAAUUGUAUUCCUUCAGGUCUUUGCGAGAGAGAUGCCUACGUUUUCUCAUUCUUGAAAUACAGGAGCUUCUAUUUCCUCUUCCUUUAUCUUCCGAGGACAUGAAAAGGCGGUGCGACCUGUAACGACAACAGCACAACUCGUUGGGGUUGUUACUUCUCGCAGCCACAUGGCUCAAGUCCAUUUACAAAACCAUCUGAUCUCUUGCCAGGUGCCUGAACACAAUUUUAAAUACAAUUUAGAGCUUUUAUGAACAGAAGGUCUUAAAUUUAAUGAGCUUCCCUGAAGCAGGUUUUUAAUGUUAAAACAAGGAGGCUCUCGGUUAUACAAAGGAAUUAUCAGGGUGAUUUUUAAGAUAAGGUGACCACACGUUCAAUACAAGACCCUCCCUCUGAGAAGAUGGGGCUGCAUUUUCUCCUCUGCUCUCUUUAAUUACAGCACUGGUGAAAUGCUGGGUGGAGGCCGGUAGAAAAAGUCAAAAAGACAGAGCCAAAGCUCCAGACUUCCCAGGACUGUUGUUUAAACUGAGGUUCUCGGGUACUUGGCUUUUCUGAGUUCUUUUGUUUUACAAGUGUAAAUUUAAUAAGCUUAGUAAUAAUAUUAAAAUAACAGUCUAGCCUUUAUCCGUGCAGCUACAAGUAACACCAGCGAGUGUGGUAUGUUCACGGUUUGCUUCGUAAUAAUGCAUGAGUGGUAUUUUUUUUUAUUUUGCUUGGCUGAGUGGAGUUUUAUUUGAAUGGAGAAUCAGGGAGGUGGAUUUUGGGGGGAAGUGGCAGAAGAUACCAUCGAUUUUAGUAGACUCUCUAAUAGAUGUGGCACGUUUCCAGAGCCAGAAACAUUUUUCUUCCUCCUCUGCUCUUUACUCUAUGCAUUUUCUUACAAAAUGUACCUGGUGAGUGAGGAGAAAGGAACCUUUCAGGAGCCAUAGCUUGUUAGGAAAGAUGUGUAGAAAAGCACUUUGUAUAGAGACUGUAAAGGGAUGGCGGUGCCUGGAGCCUGGCAGAGGAUGGCAGUGCUGGUGUGCUCGGAGCUGUACAGACAGGUCUUCCCUUAGGAACACGGAGCAGUAUCUUGGUUCUAAACCAUUUUCAUCCAUGAAAUGCCAAAUGUAGAAUAAUCCUUCUCCUGUGACUUCUGGGAACUGGUUACUGUGAGGUAACUUCCAGUGUGACAGCCUCUGGUUUACCCACGGUAAUCUCACUUAAGGCUGGGGCUGUGAAACUGCAGAUAAAGUCAUUAGCUGGAAAGAACAUUGCUUUUUAUCCAGAAAAUGUGUUCGGCGUCACCUGACUGCACAAGGUGCCUGUUAUGACUUGUGUGUGUUUAAAGCUGGAUCUUGCUUACUUGGGAAUACUGUGUUGUAAAAUCAAGCGCGUGGUUAGCUGUCUCGCUGGUGUGGGUCUGUCUGUAGCCACAGCGGGUGAGAAGGAAAAGGACACGGCCUCAGCAGGCUUUUGCCGUAUUGAAAAGGACUUCUUCAUAACCCAGGGAAUACGGCUGAGAAUGUUUUGGUCUUGUUUCCAAUUACUAAGCCCCAUUUUUUUUAUAAACUGCUUGCUUUCAGUGGAUAACGUGACACAGUAUUCCCCAACCGGAGAGCCCUAAUGGAUCUCCUGUCUGGGAGAGGGCUGGGGGAUCGUCCCUGCAAGCACUUGACUCCUUGUGUUCCCUGUGAAUUAGCACAGGAGUUGCCCACAGCCACGUUGGGCCAGGGGCUGUGUCCUUCUUCGGUGUCGUUUAUAAAGGGUGGCCACGGCAGCAGUGGCUGGCUUCACCGAGAUACAGUCGAAUCCCGACUUCACACUUUGGAAAGCAGAACAGGAGUGAGGUCUGACAUUGCCACAAGUCCAUCAUUUUCAUUAGCUGUGAUACUGGUUAGAAUGUUAAAAAUCGUCUAAAACUAAACUUGCCUAAAUAGAUUAACAGACCAGCUUUUAUUUUUUCUGGUAACUCUGUGAGUUUGUUAAUCUGCCAGCACAAGCGAGAUUCCACAAGAACUUCCAUCACGUCCUUCUAGGAAGUUAGCUCAAACCCAAUGCAAAUCACUUGGCUUCAGAGCAAAAUGGACAUCACGUUUAUAAAAGUCACUUAAACUUGUUUUAAAAUGUUCAUUAUAACGUUCCCUCUGGUUUACGGCACCGUUAGUCUCUGUACUAUAAAUAACGCGCUCUGGUUAUUGUCUGCAUUGUUACCUGUUUGGUUGAGCAAUAUUUUUAUAUAAACGAAUGACAAGGCACAAGCAUCACACCUGACGGAUACACAUUGCUUUUGCAGGGGGCUCCAGGUUUGAUCUGCCUGUCCAAGUUGCAGGGGAAAGCUCGGUUUUAUUUGAACUCAGUGGGACAGUGAAGUAUUCUUCUUCCCUGCGGAACACGGUACCGCAGACGGACACCCAGGCCGCGUUUAGUUCUUCACAGGCUCGAUCUUACUCAUGCCAGCCGCUGAAUGUGGAGCUUGUUUCACAGCAGUGACCUGGUUAUAGAGAUCUGUGUACAAUAAUACUCUUCACCAGAGGUUUUUUUAUCCUUCUUGGAUGGGAAGCUCGAGCUGUCCGGUAACCUAAGAAUUCAGAACAGACUAACUGGAAGCUUUAAGGUGACUUUUGUGGAAGAGCGAGUGUGUUGCUCAAUCUGAAAUUGUUUACAAUCGUUGUGAUUCUCAGUGGUGCCCAGCGCCAGGACAAGGGGCAAUGGGCACAACCUGAAGCACAAGAGGUUCCAGUUGAA
Egretta garzetta (little egret) is the source of this 6018-nucleotide messenger RNA. RefSeq names its product dual specificity tyrosine phosphorylation regulated kinase 3 (gene DYRK3). The coding region runs from base 446 to 2101 and encodes 551 amino acids. The transcript has 2 exons. Gene Ontology annotation, biological process: positive regulation of cell cycle G2/M phase transition; cytoplasmic stress granule disassembly; peptidyl-serine phosphorylation. Gene Ontology annotation, molecular function: protein serine/threonine/tyrosine kinase activity; protein serine/threonine kinase activity; ATP binding. The record is from RefSeq and is a predicted model, not a curated record. Gene Ontology annotation, cellular component: nucleus. NCBI's taxonomy places the organism in Eukaryota, Metazoa, Chordata, Aves, Pelecaniformes, Ardeidae.